AUGCUUUUUGGCUCGCAGUACGACGACGACGACGACGACGAGGAGGGAGGCACGGACCACAGUGGGAGCCCCACGACGCCUGGGCCGCUGCUACUUGAGACGCCGCGCACGAAACCCGCGCGCGUGUCGUCCACGCGACCGUCCCGUCGAAAAGGCACCAAGAGCGUCAGUCGCAAAGACCAGACACGGACGAGUUUACCUGGUGCCGCUGCGGCUGUCAUUGCUGCCGGACCGAGCAGUCCCACCCAGUCACUCGACUCGACGACGUCGUCGUCGGCGUCGACAGCGUCCUACUCGCUGAUGCACCAUCAGCGCAAUGGCAGUCAUUGGAACGCCAGUGCUGCUAGUCUCGACGGUGGUGCAGGGACGCCUCGGAACACGGUGAAGUUCCACGCUAGCAGUUUUAAUCCGAAUAACAGCAGUGCCAGUGGCACCGUGACCAGCCCAGCAAUGCUGCUCAAGACGCGACGCCGCAUUUCCAAGAAAAAGGGAGGAGAACGAGCAAGCAAGAAAUACAAGCGACCAGUAGACCGCCACUGCAUGUACCCAAGCGUCUGGAAACAGCUGCAGUUUGCCAAAAAGGUUGUGCGGCUUGCGACCAACUUGAGCGAAAAGCCAGUCUGCGUGACAGGUGUCGACGGUUUCUUGGCAUCGUGGAUCGUGUGCGAGCUGCUGAGCCGCGGCUACCGCGUGCGAGGUACUGUGCAAAAUGGCAAAGACGAUGUUUAUGGCUUGCUACAGCUACCGAACGCAAGCAAAAACUUCUCAGUCGUCGAAACGUCGCUUUUGACGCCUGAGGCUUGCGACAUGGCUGUUCAAGGGUGUGACUUUGUCAUCCACACGGGCACUCCAUCGUCCUGCUCGGUGCGCGACCCGCUAUCGGAGCAGCAGGAACCAGGAGUGCAUAGUGUUGGCAGCCGAAUGCACUGCAUCAUCCCCAUGAUGACAAACUUUAUCCAAGCUUGUGCACGAUCACGUAUCAAACGGGUCGUUCUGACGUCGUCCAUCGCUGCCAUGGCAGACUCGGUGACACCAGACUCCAUCAUCAAUGAUGCCUGUUGGAAUGUGACUUCAUCGUUGGAGAAGAAUCCACAUUUUCUCAGCUUGAAGCUGGCCGAGGAAGCAGCGUGGCAGCUUGUGGAUCAAUUGCCCAGCGACCGUCGCAUUGAUCUGGUGACGAUGAACCCUGGGACUUUGUUUGGCCCGAUGCUACUGAAGUCGAAGCUUGCGCCUGGCAACCAAGUCCUGUACGACUUGAUUACGGGCGAGUACUCGGCUUUGUUGGAUUUGAAUUGGAGCAUGGUCGACGUCCGGGACUGUGCUGUAGCACAUAUCGCAGCUCUAGAAACGAAUGAUGCUCGUGGGCGAUACAUCUGUGUGAACAGAAGUGUAUGGAUGAAAGACAUUGUGGACAUAUUGUCGAACAAUGGUUACAGUGGCCGUGAUUUGCCGUGGAAGGUGGGUCUGCCCAACUGGGUCGGACGACUACCAGCCUACUCGGUUCAGCUAGGGCAAGUCGGCGCUUCGCUGUACGCCUACGACCCCACCUCCGUGCGAUCGUCGCCGUAUUUGGGCGACAAGUUGGUAGAGCACCUGAACAUCCGUUUCCGCUCGGUUGACUCGACGAUCGUGGAGUCUGCGAACGAUCUGUUGAAGUGGGGCCUCAUCAAGCCUUGGGCUGAGGAUCACGAGGCAGUAGAGUGCGGUUGCUGUCACGUUGCGUUCACGUUUUACCGGCGUAAACAUCAUUGCCGGGAAUGCGGCGUGAUUAUAUGCAACGAUUGUUCCAGAUCUCGAGCAGUUGUGGAGGGAUCUGCAGGGCGCGCACGGUUGUGUGAUAAGUGUGUCGAGGGAUCGAUUCCCGGUCUUCUCGACUUGUUGAGGGACGAAGACGCGAACAAGAAGCGCACAGCGGUAAUUGCACUGGAAUCAUUGAUGGAGAACCCACUGAAUCAUGACUACGUAACACGUUUUGGCGGUAUCUUGCUAUUGAUGGACGCCAUCCACCAUCAUGACGAGUCGAUAUCGUCACAUGCUGCUGGCGCGCUAUGCGCCUUGUCUUGCAGCGUGGCUAGCACACUUCAGAUGGUGCUCGAGGGGGCAGUCUUGCAGAUGCUAGAGGUGGAUGAGAUGCUUAGUACAUGGGCCAUUUGCUUGGAAGCACUUCGCAACAUUUGGAAGCAGAUCAACCGCCAAGACUUUCGGCGGAUGCUUCAUGCUGUCGCCCGAGUGUCUGCUGACGCAAAUAUCGGAGAACUGCGUGGCAACAUCUUGCUUACGUUUGUGCACAUGAUGGGUUCCGAGGAGGUCGUAAGUCUUCUGUCCGAAGGCCUGAUCUCAGUGCUGUAUCACAUGCUGCAGUCGACCGCAGAGUUUCCCCGCUGCGCUGCAGCUCACGCGAUAAAGCAUUUGGUGCCUGCAGGUUAUGACCCGGAUGUGACGAUCGAUGUGCCACCGUAUCUUGUGGAUGAUCACGAAGAGCUGUUCUUGAAUUCGUCCCUGUCGGACCUGCAGUUUCUCGUGAAGGGUCACAUUGCUCCAAUCAACGCUCACAAAGUCGUACUGUUCUUUCGCAACUCGUAUUUCAAGAACGUGGUGAGAUUUGGAUCAGCGAGCAGCCAAACAGCAGUGAUCGAAGUCGACAAUUGCAGCUACGAAGUGUUUUCGAUCCUGCUGCGCUUUCUGUACACCGGCAAAGUCGACAUCACUCCGGGUGUGGCCGAAGAACUGCUGCGAGCGUCUUCGUUCUAUUGCGUGUACGAGUUGCAGAAGCGUACAGAAGCUUUUCUGAGCGGCCAGAUUUGUGUGGAGAACGUCGUGGAUUUGUUGACGCUGUCUGAAGAGUGCAACGCCGACGAUUUGAAAAAGAACUGCGUACCGUUCUUGAUGCGACACAUCCACGAGAUUGUGCGGCUGCCAGCGUUUGAAGAGCACCGCUUACGGUCGAGCGAGGAAGUACUGAAGGCACUGACGAACAUGCUCGGGCCCGAGUGGGAAGCAAGCUACUCGAAGUUUAAGCAGUCUAUUGGUAUCAAAGACAAGGGGGCGAGCAAAGCGGAGUCUGCUGAUACUGAGAAGGCGCACGAAGAGCAGAAGCCUCGACCGGUUGCACACCAGGUGAAUGACUUCCAGGAGUCGCCGCUGUCACCGCGUUUCCUGCUAUCACCCAUGCCGCCGCCCGGUGUGUCUCGAAAUAUGUCAGCAUUUGCCACGGAAUCCCCGCGGCUGAACACUGUCGGUGAAGACAAGUCCAUGGAGGGUUUCCACUUUAUGAAGACGUUUGGCAAUGAGGACGUGCUGUUUCGACGUUCUCGCAAUUUGUCGGAGGACAUCUCGGAGGGUCUAUCGGAAGGCGUGUGCUAG
Messenger RNA from Hyaloperonospora brassicae, 3363 nucleotides. The record is from the annotation of a GenBank genome assembly. Lineage: Eukaryota; Oomycota; Peronosporomycetes; Peronosporales; Peronosporaceae.